Messenger RNA from Aphidius gifuensis, 2193 nucleotides. RefSeq names its product LIM domain only protein 3-like. Lineage: Eukaryota; Metazoa; Arthropoda; Insecta; Hymenoptera; Braconidae. The transcript is spliced from 6 exons. Gene Ontology annotation, cellular component: nucleus. Bases 234 to 980 code for a protein of 248 amino acids. Gene Ontology annotation, molecular function: DNA-binding transcription factor binding; transcription coactivator activity. Gene Ontology annotation, biological process: positive regulation of transcription by RNA polymerase II. The record is from RefSeq and is a predicted model, not a curated record.
CCACGUGUAACGUGAACAAGUCACAUGUGCAUUGUAACUGAGCUUUUUUCUUGGAAAAAUUUGUAAAAAUAGUAAUUUUUCAAAAUUAAAAAAAUCAAUUUAAAUCAAUAAAUGUGUUUUAUUUUGAGUUAGUUAGUUUGUUGAAAAAAAAUAAAUAAUUUACGUGUCUUUUCUUCGGUUCCAAGACCGAAACAAAAAAAUUAAACAUUGCAAACCGAUAUUGGAAAGACGAGAUGACGAUGGAUGUGAGCAAAAAUGAAACAAAUAAAAAUGGAUCUGUUCAACAAGAAUGUGCAGGAUGUGGAAAACCAAUUACAGAAAGAUAUUUAUUAAAAGCACUUGACAUGUUUUGGCAUGAGGAUUGCCUAAAGUGUAGUUGCUGUGACUGUAGACUUGGUGAAGUUGGCUCAACUCUAUAUACCAAAGCCAAUUUAAUACUCUGUAAACGUGAUUAUCUCAGAUUAUUUGGAAAUACUGGAUACUGUGCAGCAUGCUCAAAAGUCAUACCGGCAUUUGAAAUGGUCAUGAGAGCAAGAGCAAAUGUUUAUCAUCUAGAGUGUUUUGCAUGUCAACAAUGUAAUCACAGAUUUUGUGUUGGGGAUAGAUUUUAUUUGUGUGAAAAUAAGAUACUCUGUGAAUAUGAUUAUGAAGAAAGGCUGGUAUUUGCAAACAUGGCACUUCAUCCACCACCAACAGCAACACUGGCGCACAUCAAGCGUCAGGUAACACAUCUACAAGCCCAUCAGCAUACGGUGGGAUCGACAACAUUGAGACAAUCAAAUGGUGACUCAGGGCAUAACCACAAUAACGGUUAUCCUCCACCACCUCCACCACCUCCACCACCACCACCAGGACCAUCAGCACCACAAUCAGUAACAUCAGCAACUGCCGCUGCCACCAACAUCAACCAUAACCCAAAUUUAAAUCCCAUGAAUAAUUUAAAUGGCAUAAAUGCACAAGCAUCAUACGAGACAAAAUGACACUCAAAAUAAAUGUCUUUUUUUUCUCUUAUUUAUAUAUAAUAUAUUUUCUACAUCUUUAUAUUGAUUAUUGCAUCAAAUUUCCAUAUAGUUAAUAAUUUAUUAUUAUUAUUAUUAUUAUUUUAUGGAUAUGGAAUAAAAUAAAAUAUGUCACAAUAAAAUCUGCCAAAAUAACGAUAAAUUUAUUCAAAAUAUAUAUAACACAUACCUAUAUAAAAAAUAAUUAAUAACAAUAAUAAACUAUACAUAUAUAUACAUUAUAAUUGCGUAUAAUUAAUGUAUUUAAAUAACAAUACUAUAAUGUCAUGUGCAAUACGUAUAUAUCUUAUCGUAAAAAACGAAAAAAAAAAAAAAAUAAUUGUUUAGUUUGUUGUUGCAAAAAAGGAAUAAUAAAAAAUAAAUAAAAGUUUUCUUGUAUUGCUAUAUUGAUAAGAAUAUAUAAAUAAGAGAAGAAAAAAGUCGUAGAUUUGUGCAUAUCAGAGAUGAAGUUUUGUGGGGCAACUUUCGUAUGAAUUCAUAUUAAACUUAUACAGUAUAGAUAGAUAGAUAGAUAGAUUUGCUGAUAUUUAUAGAUAGACUUGCUGCAAACAAAAAUAAUCAGUAAAAAAAAUAGUAUAUAUACGUACGUAUCUAUCUAUAAAAUGACAGAGAAAAAAAUAAAUAAAAAAAUAAAAAAAUAAAAAAAAGAGUACAACCUCGAGGGUAUAAUAUGUUAAGGGUGACUUAGCAUCGUUUCAACUUUGAAUCUCAGUAGAGGCCAGAUUGAUGCGGCCAACUUUUGCCUUGCCUUAUUUGCGAGUCAGAUAACGAGGCUGAGUUAUGCUUAAAGUUUUUUAAAAGAGGGGGUUGAACUAAAACAAGAAGAAUUUCAUAUAUUAAAUGCUUUAUUUUUUUUCGUGCCAGUUGGUGUGCUCAAGUGCCACAUACGUGUGUCCCUUGUUUCUCCAACAAAAUAUUUACUUGAAUUUCAUCAUCUGAUGUGUUGCUAUAAUUGAUCAUUGAUCAUAAUAAUAAUAAUUAAAUUUAAAAAUAAAUACACAACACAAGGUGCUUUUACUAUAAUAUAUUUUUAUUAUUUUUAAAUUUAUUUGUUAUAUUGUUAUUAUAUGAUUAUUAUUUAUUAUAUUGAAUUUAGUGAAAAAAAUUUGUAUAGAAAAAGUUUAAUUUAUAAUAAUAAUAAUAAUUGAAAAUAAAUUACAAGUUGAUUUGAAAA